GAGUACGUGGAAGUGGUGGUGGGUUUGGAGGCAGUUACUCAGCAAGACUCGCAUCAGUCGCUGUAAACUUAUGUACGCGAUCACAACUACUUGCAAUGUACCCAUUCUAUAUCUACCAAAACGUCAGGUAAAACAAAGUGUCCAAGUUCUCCGAGUUAUCUAAUCCUGGAUAUAACAAUUGUAACGACAAGAUAUAAAAUACCGAAAAAAUGUCAGAAUAUUGUGAAUACAUGUGGGACCCAACACGCGGUCAUGGAAGUGCAGAACUGGCCCGAAGUAUUUACCAGGAAGAGGCCCGUCUCGAGGCAAAAGAUAAAAAAUUGGCAAUAAAAACAGUCAGGGCAAUCCUCCGAGAAAUGCCAGGUGUAGACCUGAAGCCGUGUAACGACGAAUACAUAACGCGUUUCCUGCUGGCCCGGAAGUACCGGACAGAACAGGCGGCUGCACUGAUUGGGGCUUAUCAGGCCCAAAUAGCACAUCGUCAGGAUAUUUUUGGAAACCUCACAGCAAGGGACCCAGCACUCCAAAGGGCCCUCAGGGCAGGAAUUCCAGGGGUUCUUCCAGCCCGUGACAGGAAAGGAAGGUGUGUCCUGGUAAUGUUGGCCUCUCAGUGGGAUCCCAUAGCGGUGCCAGCGUUGGCAGUGCAACGUGCAAUUUUUCUUGUUCUCGAAACUCUUAUUCAAGACCCACGUAAUCAGCAAUGCGGAUUCGUGAUUGUGGUUGACUGGUGUAACUUCACACUGAGACAAGGAAGUGCACUCGGUGCAGCUGCACUUCGUAAUUUGAUAGCAGCACUUCGAGGACGAUUUCCUGCUAGAUUCAAAGGGAUUCAUUUUUUAUCAGCACCCCUCUACGUGCAGGCCACCCUCGCCCUCGUCAAGCCCUUCCUCGACGAGAAAACCCGCCACAAGAUUUAUCUUCAUGGAAAUAAUCUCAGUACUCUGCACGAGCACCUGCCAACGGAUAUUUUGCCAGCAGAACUAGGUGGUACUGGUCCCUCGUUCAAUCCUGGUCUCUGGGCAGAGCCAGUGAUCCAUUCAGCAAUGAAAGAGGCAGAGCUAGCAGCUCUGAAGAAAGAUCCAGCAGCUGGAGAAAUAAAAGAGUCGAUUAAUGAGCGACAGAAUGAAGAGACAAUCACCGAGAGCACCAUAAAAGGAGAUAGUAAAAGUGACAGGCUGGAAAUGUCUCUCGCCUCGGUCCACAAAUCCUCGAUAAUUGAUGAUGAGAAUAACAAGAACGUGGAGAACGUCAGGGGAAACUCCAGGAGGCAGACCAAUGAAAUUAAAAUUCAUGGAGAGACUACUCUGGAUAACUCCAGGGUGAGGAUCUAUCGGGAUGAGUAUCUCCCCAGGGGCAAGUCUGAAUCCGAUAUCGAGUGUCUCGAUCCACCCUCUGAGACCAAUUCUAAUGAGUUCGAGAUGAUCUCUAGUCAUCUUGAGAGUGAGGACAGCAGGGAUAAUUCUCUGGACAGCCUCAGGGCUGAUAGGGCCAGGGGUAGCAAGGAAAAACUUCCUGAGGAAACGAAUCUCAUUACUUGAGGGUUUUAGUUGGCUGGGAGCUGGGGCAAUCAGCAACGAGGAGAUGAACUGGGAUGAGUUCAAUGUUCAAUAAAAAAUCCUUUCAGGUUUUUGGCUGGGGUGGAAAAAAUUUGGAAAAAAAAUUGAUAAUCCACUUGUCCCAUUUCAUAAUUUCGCUACUGAAAUGGUUAUAUUUAUAUUUCAUUUCGAUUGCUUUUGAAAAAUGAAAUUCUGGAAUUGCUACCGAAUUUUUCCAGAAAUUCUCUUUCUAUUCAAUUUUUUCGUACGUUUUAUUAUUUUUCUGUGAUCAAGUGUCGAUAAAACUGGGACUAAUUCGAUGCUAUUUCGAGGCUUCCGUCAAUUUUUCUUGAAGGCAGAGAUGUCUUGACUUUUUAGCGAUAAAAAAUGCUGGGAAAAAUUAUUAUGCGAAAGGAUCAUCUCAUCAUUCAUUAAUUAACAUUUCAUUCGAAGAUAUUUCAUUUCUACUGAAUAUUCACUCGAAUUCCAUUGAAAUUCGCGCGGAAAAUCCUGUACUAAAAAUUUUCCAAUUUUUCCAGAAAAAUUGUUUCUACGAUUUUUUAACUGAUAGAACCCUGAGGGAAUAAUUUAUGUAAAAAAUAAAAAUCUAUCAACAGUU
Molecule: messenger RNA, 2154 nt
Organism: Fopius arisanus
Lineage: Eukaryota; Metazoa; Arthropoda; Insecta; Hymenoptera; Braconidae
Product: clavesin-2-like
Exons: 6
Coding region: 210-1538 (442 amino acids)
Cellular component (GO): membrane
Molecular function (GO): phosphatidylinositol bisphosphate binding
Source: RefSeq, a predicted model, not a curated record